Molecule: messenger RNA, 905 nt
Organism: Hemicordylus capensis (graceful crag lizard)
Lineage: Eukaryota; Metazoa; Chordata; Lepidosauria; Squamata; Cordylidae
Product: phospholipase A and acyltransferase 3-like
Exons: 4
Coding region: 342-872 (176 amino acids)
Biological process (GO): N-acylphosphatidylethanolamine metabolic process
Cellular component (GO): cytoplasm
Molecular function (GO): A2-type glycerophospholipase activity; glycerophospholipid phospholipase A1 activity
Source: RefSeq, a predicted model, not a curated record
UUGGCUUUGUUUUUUUUUGUUUUUUUAAUGAAAGCUGAAAAGCCAGAGAGAGGGCCUGGAAGAUAAGAUGAUUCUUGAGGAGAAUAGGCCUCCAUCGCUCCCCUCCAGUGCCUACAGCUCUGGUGAACUUCCUUGUGUGUCUGUAAUAAGGGUUCAGACUAAUUUUCUCCACAGUAUGCAUGAACUCUGUCCUUUCUAUCUCACCUAGGAGACUGACUCCCUCCGGAGUCUUGGUGUUGACACAGACCUUAUUGAAUGCAAAACUUAAACUUAAACGGCCGCUCUGGAACAACAGGAAGAGAGCAGAUUCCGGAGGACGACAAAACAACUGAGUCUAAGUCAUGGGUCUGGAAGGAAAGAACCCCAAACCAGGAGACCUGAUUGAGAUUUUCCGGGGCCUGUACAAGCACUGGGCUAUCUAUAUAGGUGGCGGAUUUGUGGUGCAUGUGACUUCAGCAGAUGGGAUCGCAGGAGUUUGCUCUUCUUGUUCUCCAUCUGUCCCUGCCCAAAAAGCUGUGGUGAAGAAAGAACUUCUUAAGGAUGUGGUGGGGCCAAACAGGGCUUGGGUCAACAAUGUGAAUGACACAAAAUCCAACCCCAGAGCUGUGGAAGAAAUCCUCCGUGAUGCAAAGAACUAUUUAGGGAGGGAGAUCAGCUACAACUUAAUUAUGAGCAACUGUCACAGACGGCCUUUCCAUUGGCCUGAUCCUGGGUGCUGUAGUUUCAGUUUUGAUGGCCUUGGUUCGUCAAUGAUAAACUCCACCCACAAUAGCCUUUCAGCACAGGUUUCCGUGACCCAGUCUGAAAUGUGGAACAGCCAUAAGAAUUCAAAGGAAUCUGUAUUUCUAUUCUCUAUUCCUUUUUUGUUUUAAGUGAUUAAAUUGUUGAAUAAAUGAAGAAAAAUG